AUGGUACAUCCUGAUGUUUAUGAGAAAAAAGGUACUAAAAUUAUUAAUAAUUUUAGCUAUUGCUUUAGAGAAAGCUUUAUUAAGUAUUUACUAUGGAAGGUAUUAAUAUAAUUUUGCAACUGUGAUAAAUAAAAGUUAAGUAACUAUUUUUUUAGUCAAGAGAUAAGUAAUAAAUAAUGAUAUUUUUUAAUAGUUUAAGCUCUAAAGUAUAAACCAUUAUAUAUAUAUAUUACAAUAUAAUCAGAAUUAAAUGAAUAAGAUUAGCUCAUUAAAUUAUGUAAUGAAUUCAUACAUAAAAUGAUAUAUAUAUAUAUACAUUCAUAUAUUAUUUUGAAUUUAGCCUAAGCAUUAUUUAAAUAACGCAUGUUUGAAUAAGUUAUUGAAUCUUGGGAUGAAGUGAUUAAAAAAAAAGAAAGAUAACAAGAAUAUUAUGUUGAAAAAAGUAUUUUAAAUAGAACUAUUUUUUAGUCAAAGCUGUAAAUGAGUAAAAUGGAUAUCCAGAGGCCAUUUAAAUUUGUAAUAUUGUAAUCAAUUUGUAAUUAGAUAAUGAAAUAGAUAUAUAAAAUUGGAAAAGUAUCAAAUAAUCUAAGUCUAAUUAGUGA
Molecule: messenger RNA, 602 nt
Organism: Paramecium pentaurelia
Lineage: Eukaryota; Ciliophora; Oligohymenophorea; Peniculida; Parameciidae
Source: the annotation of a GenBank genome assembly